CUGACCGGACGAGCAGUGGAAAUGGAUCCGCUUCCGUUAUGUUGGGUUGAAGUAAUUUGCCUAAGUUGCCAACUAGAAUGUUCAAUAACGCGAAAUAUUCAGAUGCCACAAUUGUUAUACAGGACGUAACACUACCUGUACACAAGUCAGUCAUCUGCAUACAAAGCGAAUACUUCGACAAGGCAUUCCAAUCGGCUUUCGUUGAACGAACCCUGCAAAAGCUCACGUUUAAUGGGGGGAGUGGGGCCGCUUGUUAGGGGGUAUUUGAGUACUUGUACACAGGAGAUUAUUCGGAUCAUCUAUCAAAAGAUUUUGAGGGCGAGCUUCGACGGCCUGCACGUUUUACUACCCUUGCCGAUAUGUUCUUUCUGGAGGACCUGAAGGCGCUCUCUGCACUGAAGUUCAAAGAAAGGUUAACGUUACAACAACAAUGGACAAGCGACUCGUUUCCAGACUGCGUUCGGGAAGUAUAU
Trematosphaeria pertusa is the source of this 473-nucleotide messenger RNA. RefSeq lists its product as uncharacterized. Gene Ontology annotation, molecular function: protein binding. The record is from RefSeq and is a predicted model, not a curated record. NCBI's taxonomy places the organism in Eukaryota, Fungi, Ascomycota, Dothideomycetes, Pleosporales, Trematosphaeriaceae. The coding region runs from base 78 to 257 and encodes 59 amino acids. The transcript is spliced from 2 exons.